Molecule: messenger RNA, 1530 nt
Organism: Funneliformis mosseae
Lineage: Eukaryota; Fungi; Glomeromycota; Glomeromycetes; Glomerales; Glomeraceae
Source: the annotation of a GenBank genome assembly
AUGGAGUUAGUGAGAAAGGUAUCGAGUCAAAAUGAAACAGUAGCUUCUCCACUUGAUAUUGGGAGUAUCAAUUACCGAGGGUACUUAAAAGUACCUGAUCAAAGCCCAGAAUAUUUAUCACCCGCCAACACUACCUUAAUUGACCAAGUGGUCUCGGUACAAACCAUACAGGCGCACAUCAAUUUAUUGAUUAGAUUUACGAAACGAUUGGAACAAAAUGAUUCAACCCUUUUAUUAGGAUAUUUAUUAAGAGCGGAACAAAGAUAUAUUUUAUGGUUAAAUUUAUUAGACGAAUUAAAACCGAAACCCGAAUCAAUUCCGAUCCCACCAUUAGAUGUGUCGGUAUUUUGGAGUGCGCACAUGACGAAUCCGUCAACGUAUCAAGAGGAUUUGAUCCGGAUGUAUGGUGAACAUAUGAUGUCAUAUGAUUUCCCUUUGAUUCGAAUGGACUCUGAGAUUGAUACGGAAUCCGUAACGAUUUGGCAAGAAUAUUCCAAAGAACCUUACCUGUUGGAAUAUAAAGAUGACAGACCUUUCUUAAUUCGAUGUCCAUUUUGUAUGAAAGACAAUUUGAUCGAGCAAGAAAAGUUCAUACAAUUAAAGAUGAAACUAGGGAAUCAUCAAUGUUCACGAUGUGAAAUCAAAUUAGAUUCUGAUAUCUUAUCAUCAAAGAGGAUGUUAAAUGAUAUUGAGAACUAUUUAAAAGAUGAGAGGAAAUGUCUGGCGGGAACAUUAUUAAACGAUUGUACCAAUAAAGUAGAUUACAGACACGCAAAGGAGGAGAAUCGAUUAUUAUUUGAUCAAGAUAUCAUAAGGGAGAUAAUCCGAUUGAGUUCCACCACGUAUACCGGAAAACCGUCCCCACCAUCAUUAUACAUACCAAAUAUUCAAGAUAAUUGUAAUUGGAAGGUGAUACGGGAAGAGAUUAUUCGAGUGCUUUACAAAUUAGAUUCACAAUCGGAAUUAAGUUAUCUAAGGAAGGACAUCCAUGAUAGGGUAAUUUCAUCAUAUGAACAUUUAAUUACUCCAUUUUCAUUGGACUUGAUCGGAACGGUUUUAAGGUAUAAAGAUGUGGUUUGUAAAAUUUUAAUGAACGGGGAAGAUUGCGAUGAAGAGGAUGUCUUGAAUAGGUCAACCAUAAGGUAUCAAAAAUUCCUGUCAUUAAAACGAAAACAUCCAGAUAAGGGUUUAAUACCCACGGUGGACAUAUUAAAUUGUUGGUUCAUUCACAUGUUACACCCGAUUCAAUAUCAAACAUUCACAUUAAGUUUGGUGGGUAAAAUAUUAAAUCAUGAAGGACCAUUAGAUGAAAAGAAAAUGGUGGAGGAAUUUGCCAAAACAUGUUUACUGUGGUAUAAGAAUUAUAAUGAACCAUAUUCUUCCGAUAAUCCUUCCAAAAAAUGGAAAAAACGUAAAUCUCGGAUUGUGCUGUCCGUAGUGUUUCCCGUAUAUGGUCUGUUCGUGGCUCAAAAAUUAUGGAAACUUUCUAAAACUCAUGAUAAAAAAAUGGGAAAUGGCUUGACCAUUUAA